This is a messenger RNA of Carassius gibelio (silver crucian carp), 5132 nucleotides long. RefSeq names its product beta-secretase 2 (gene bace2). The record is from RefSeq and is a predicted model, not a curated record. Lineage: Eukaryota; Metazoa; Chordata; Actinopteri; Cypriniformes; Cyprinidae. Gene Ontology annotation, cellular component: endosome; membrane; trans-Golgi network. Gene Ontology annotation, molecular function: aspartic-type endopeptidase activity. The transcript is spliced from 9 exons. Gene Ontology annotation, biological process: membrane protein ectodomain proteolysis; amyloid-beta metabolic process. The coding region runs from base 240 to 1751 and encodes 503 amino acids.
GUUAAACACUGGAAUGUUUGGAUAUGCUCGUCAUAUCCGUCAUAUGCUCCUUCAGGAAGUUAUGAAUCGAACACAUUACACACAUACUUCAUAUCCCGGAGGCGUCUGUCUGGUUCACAUACUCUCUGCCGAAGAUUAUUCCUAUAACUAAUAAUGAGAAUGGAACUAUCAGUGAAAGAGUUCUGCACUUUGAAGCGAAGCUGAGUGUUGUCGGUCUGGUCAACGUAAAGUUUGGCGAGAUGCUGCUCUACGGGCUUCUGCUACUUUCUCUUUCCUUCUGGACGUCUCAUGCAGUGUUUAAAAUACCUUUGAAAAUGUUUGCGGGGAAAUUCAACGCGUCCGUGCAGCUGGACCUCGGGGCUUUGAGAAAGAAUCAAAGCGCAGUGGAGAGUGGACUUUCCCUGGCAUCGGAUCCAGCUGGGAUUGUCAACUUCCUAGAUAUGAUCAAUAAUUUAAAAGGAGACUCUGGUAGGGGAUAUUACAUGGAGAUGGUUAUUGGGACUCCGGGACAAACGUUUAACAUCCUGGUUGAUACUGGAAGCAGCAACUUUGCUGUAGCUGCAGCACAACAUCCCUACAUCACACACUACUAUAACAGAGCACUUUCCAGUACAUAUCAGAGCUCCGGCAGGGGAGUUGCAGUAAAAUACACACAGGGAGAAUGGGAGGGAGAACUGGGAACUGACCGCAUCACCAUUCCUCAAGGGCCCAGUGGGACAAUCACUAUCAACAUAGCCACAAUCCUCACAUCAGAAGGCUUCUUUCUGCCUGGAAUCAACUGGCAGGGAAUUCUUGGACUUGCAUAUCCUUUACUAGCUCGACCUGACCCAUCAGUGGAGCCCUUCUUCAACUCUGUUGUGAAACAGACCGGCAUUCCAGAUGUCUUUUCUCUUCAGAUGUGUGGAGCAGGAGUCUCUGCCAGCACUACAGCUGACCCGGCAGGCGGCAGCCUGAUCAUGGGAGGAGUUGAGCCCACCUUGUACCAGGGUUCAGUUUGGUACACACCAAUCCUGGAGGAAUGGUACUAUCAAGUGGAAGUCUUGAAGCUUGAAGUUGGAGCCCAAAAUUUAAACCUAGACUGCAAAGAGUACAACUCAGAUAAAGCCAUUGUGGAUAGUGGGACGACUUUACUGCGACUUCCUGGAAACGUGUUCAGUGCUGUGGUGGAGGCCAUUCUGCAGACAUCACUGAUUGAGGAUUUCUCAGCGGGAUUUUUUGAGGGCACCAAGCUUGCAUGUUGGAUGAAAGGCGAAUCACCAUGGAGCCUUUUUCCGAAAAUCUCAAUCUACCUCAGAGCAACAAACACCAGCCAGUCCUUUCGCAUCACCAUUCUUCCACAGCUGUACGUCCAGCCAGUCACCGAUAUUGACGGUACAUUCGACUGUUUCCGUUUUGGAAUCACCUCUUCAGCAAACGCCCUGGUCAUUGGAGCCACUGUGAUGGAGGGCUUCUAUGUCAUCUUUGACCGUGCACUAAAGAGGGUGGGGUUUGCCGUUAGCACUUGUGCAGAAAGCGGUGGUGUGCCAUUUGCAGAGAUCGCCGGGCCGUUCCUAGCUGAAGGCGUAGCAUCAGACUGCACAAGUGGCAUGCCUCUCAGGGAACCGGUGAUGUGGGUGAUCGCGUACGCUCUGAUGGGCAUAUGUGCCUUGGUUCUGAUCGUACUCCUCAUCUUGCUCAUGCUGCCUUGCCAACGGCACAGAGACGGUGAGAUUACAGACGAAUCCUCACUGGUGCGGCAUCGCAUCAAGUGACGUCAGGCAUCAACUGAAGACAAGGUGGCACCAACUCAGCAAAACAGGGCUGAAGGAAAUCAGAGCAGGUAACACAUUGAGCUCUGGGUGAGAUUACAUACAUUCCUGUUUGUCUGGGUGGAAGAUGCUGGGAUUUGGACAUUGGUUGACACUUGUGCACUGAACCUUUUAAGGAAGAGGAUAAAACUACUGAAGGAUGAAGGAAUCAUGAUUAUACAUGCGAUUCUUAUUAAAAGGAAGAAAAAAGAAAUAAUAAAUAAAUGUGCCAAAAUAUGAGUAUCAACAUAGCAUUGGAGUAAAUGGUGAUGUUGAUGCUGCAGUGUUUCUCCAAAGUAUGCUGCUCUUUUUAUUCUUAGUCUUCAAUAUAGUUGAGUUAAUAAAACUACUGGAAAUCAGCAAUGGUCUCUAAAUGAGGGUCAUGGUUCAAUGAAGUAAGUUGAUUUACUGUUAUUAUCUAGAGGUUGAGGUUUCCUUUUAGAUUUCCCUUUUAGCAGUGCAUUAAAAGGAAUAAUUCAGCCAAAAAAUGAAAAUCGUCAUUAAACUCUCCCCUAUGUUGUUCCAAACCUGUAAUUUGAAAAUGUUUGACAGAACAGUUUUCUGCUGUGACCUGUACUUAGGAAUUACACAGAAAAUCAACAAUGCACAAUAAAAUAAUAAACCUAGUUUCACAUUUAACUGGGCAAAGACGGCAGGAGAGUACAGACUUUCUUGAUCCCUUCAUUUAAAGUUCACUCCCAAUGUCUGUAUGCCACACGAGUGAAUUCAUUGGGUUUGAAUUCACUACCCAUGUGUACGAACAAAUCUGUGCAUGAAAUCUGCAUACAAACAAAUCAUGAUUCACCAAAAAAGAAUGUUUGAAAUGUUUUUCUGAAAUACAAAGCAGGCAUAUAUAUAGUUGGCUAAUGAGAGGUCUGUAAACUGGGUCUAUAUAAAAGUUUUUUUUUUAAUUGUUUAAACUGGUUUUGAGUACUGCACACUUGACAUUGGAUCUGCAAGGGUGUGUCUGUUAAGAGAGGCAUAUGUUUAAGGAAAAGAAAAGGCCUUUUUAUAGCGUUGGUUUGGGUGUGGUUUAUAUAAAUUAUAUACAGUCUUGUUCAAAAUAAUAGCAGUACAAUGUGACUAACCAGAAUAAUCAAGGUUUUUAGUAUAUUUUUUAUUGCUACGUGGCAAACAAGUUACCAGUAGGUUCAGUAGAUUGUCAGAAAACAAACAAGACCCAGCAUUCAUGAUAUGCACGCUCUUAAGGCUGUGCAAUUGGGCAAUUAGUUGAAAGGGGUGUGUUCAAAAAAAUAGCAGUGUCUACCUUUGACUGUACAAACUCAAAACUAUUUUGUACAAACAUUUUUUUUUCUGGGAUUUAGCAAUCCUGUGAAUCACUAAACUAAUAUUUAGUUGUAUGACCACAGUUUUUUAAAACUGCUUGACAUCUGUGUGGCAUGGAGUCAACCAACUUGUGGCACCUCUCAGCUGUUAUUCCACUCCAUGAUUCUUUAACAACAUUCCACAAUUCAUUCACAUUUCUUGGUUUUGCUUCAGAAACAGCAUUUUUGAUAUCACCCCACAAGUUCUCAAUUGGAUUAAGGUCUGGAGAAUGGGCUGGCCACUCCAUAACAUUAAUUUUGUUGGUUUGGAACCAAGACUUUGCCCGUUUACUAGUGUGUUUUGGGUCAUUGUCUUGUUGAAACAACCAUUUCAAGGGCAUGUCCUCAUCAGCAUAGGGCAACAUGACCUCUUCAAGUAUUUUAACAUAUGCAAACUGAUCCAUGAUCCCUGGUAUGCGAUAAAUAGGCCCAACACCAUAGUAGGAGAAACAUGCCCAUAUCAUGAUGCUUGCACCUCCAUGCCUCACUGUCUUCACUGUGUACUGUGGCUUGAAUUCAGAGUUUGGGGGUCGUCUCACAAACUGCCUGUGGCCCUUGGACCCAAAAAGAACAAUUUUACUCUCAUCAGUCCACAAAAUAUUCCUCCAUUUCUCUUUAGGCCAGUUGAUGUGUUCUUUGGCAAAUUGUAACCUCUUCUGCACAUGCCUUUUUUUUAACAGAGGGACUUUGCGGGGGAUUCUUGAAAAUAGAUUAGCUUCACACAGACGUCUUCUAACUGUCACAGUACUUACAGGUAACUCCAGACUGUCUUUGAUCAUCCUGGAGGUGAUCAUUGGCUGAGCCUUUGCCAUUCUGGUUAUUCUUCUAUCCAUUUUGAUGGUUGUCUUCCGUUUUCUUCCACGUCUCUCUGGUUUUGCUCUCCAUUUUAAGGCAUUGGAGAUCAUUUUAGCUGAACAGCCUAUCAUUUUUUGCACCUCUUUAUAGGUUUUCCCCUCUCUAAUCAACUUUUUAAUGAAAGUACGCUGUUCUUCUGAACAAUGUCUUGAACGACCCAUUUUCCUCAGCUUUCAAAUGCAUGUUCAACAAGUGUUGGCUUCAUCCUUAAAUAGGGGCCACCUGAUUCACACCUGUUUCUUCACAAAAUUGAUGACCUCAGUGAUUGAAUGCCACACUGCUAUUUUUUUGAACACACCCCUUUCAACUAAUUCAACUAAUUGCCCAAUUGCACAGCCUUAAGAGCGUGCAUAUCAUGAAUGCUGGGUCUCAUUUGUUUUCUGAGAAUCUACUGAACCUACUGGUAACUUGUUUGGCACGUAGCAAUAAAAAAUAUACGAAAAACCUUGAUUAUUCUGGUUAGUCACAUUGUACUGCUAUUAUUUUGAACAAUACUGUAUAAUAUGAAUCUGAAUAUAAUAUGAAUAUAAAUGAUCGUAUCUUGAAUAUUCCAAAUCCACUAAUAUUAGAAAAAAGAUGGUAAGAACAAAUUUAUUUGCAAAUGCAUGUGUUGUGAAUUGAGUGGAAAGUUUUCGUGAAAAGUUCAAAUGUGCAUAUAAAUAUGAAUAAGCUACGCAAUUAUUAGUGAAUGGGACCUAUUGUUUCUCUCCUCCAUGUUUGCUAGCCUUUUAAAUGUGCUUGUGUGAUUGGUACAUGAUGUCUUUAAUCAGAUCAGAAUCAUGAAGAUUAAAAAAGUUAAGGAAACACUUUUCUGUUUUUAAGGGUAUGCCGCCUUGUGUAAUGUCUUCCUUUUUAUAUAUAUAUAAAAAAAUUCAAUUUAGCUCUAGAUGAGAUUUGUCCCCUCAGAUCAGACUGAAGAUUUUUCUUUAAUUUCUGAUUUCUCUAAUGUGGGUUUUUAAAGAAGACUGGAAAAAGUGUGAGGAGAGAAUCUUAAUCUAAAUACCCUGCACAUUUGCAGUUUGUAUUUGUAUUCCCAGGUAUGCAUCUUUGACCUAUUUUUAAGCUUUUGUUUUAUUUGUGUAAUUGAUUUUGGAUUGAUCUUUUAGUUCUUAAUUCUUUAAUUUACAUGUUUAGCCCUACCCAGUGAAUAAACUAUUGAAUUUGA